Physcomitrium patens is the source of this 1794-nucleotide messenger RNA. Its product is annotated as glyoxylase I 4. The record is from RefSeq and is a predicted model, not a curated record. NCBI's taxonomy places the organism in Eukaryota, Viridiplantae, Streptophyta, Bryopsida, Funariales, Funariaceae.
CGCCCCCCCCCCCUCAUGCAGUAGAAAAAAUUUCCUCUCCUGCUCGCGCGUAUGCACGCUCUCCUCUCUCUCUCCCUCCCUCCUUCCUCCCUCCUACCUAUCUCUCCCCACUACUUCCUCACUUAGUGUUGGUAGCGCCGCAAGGUACAGAAAGAAAGAAAGAAAGAAAGAAAGAGAGUGAGAGAGAGCGAGAGAGAGAGAGAGAGAGUGUGUGAUACACAGAGACAGUGAGUGAGAGAGCCUGGUGCCUGCAGAACGAAUAGUGUGUGCUGCCGCUUCCAGCCUGCCUGCCUGGGUCGGCCCAUCGCCUGUUUCCUUUACUGCGAUGAACUCCGCUUUCAUUCCUCCCGUAGGCUUUGAGACGGGCAUCGCGUGUUGCAGAAUGUUGCCUCGAAUGCACCCGUCAACAGAAUUCCUAACACCGUCGAACAACAGUUAGCCAUUCAUCAACGACAUCCGUGCCAGGUCCGGGAUUUUUCUCACGCCAUGCCAUCACACUUGACCUCCGAGGUCAAGUAUCUACCGUGCACACACAGCUUGUGCAUUGCGUAGUCGACGAAAACCCAUUGUGGAAUCAUGGAUCCUACGUCGACGCACAUGUUACGCACGGGACACAAUGCUCAUCUCGUGCAUCGGACCUUGGCCUGCUUCACUAGGCCCGGGUACAUUCCGUUUUCCUAGGUCGAACCAGAGUCGUCGUCAAGACUAUUUGCCAAUUGGCACUCACUUUUGUUUCUACCGCUGCGCACAAUCCAUUCUUGCCCCGGAUUCAUUCGCUUCAUCCGAGGGGUUUCAAAAAUUAUGCCUGUAAACAUUAAGUUUGUCGUGUCAGUCUUCCUCGACUGAACGUCGACAAGAGUCCUCGAAGUUCACGGGGUCUCAAUCCGUGGUGGUAGUGAGUUGGGCAUACCAGAAUCCUUUCGCGUUUGAUUAGGCGGGAAAUUUACAGCUGCAGUGACGGGAGGGAGGUUGCUAUAUCAAGGGAAGACCAGGACGCACGGUUAUGGCUGUCCAGAAAGAGAAGAAAACAUUGCCGCUGAAGUCCUUGAACCACGUCUCUCGCGUUUGCCGCAACGUCCACAUUACUACUCGCUUCUACGAGAAGGUGCUGGGCUUCAUCCCCAUCGUCCGCCCUGAUGCUCUGAAGUUCGACGGAGCAUGGCUUCAUAACUAUGGUAUCAGCAUUCACCUUCUGCAAGCUGAAAACCAGGAGCUCUCUUCACUUCCUCCAGUGGAGAAGGAAAUUAACAGCAGAGAUGACCACAUAUCUUUCCAGAGCGACUCUAUUCUCGGGGUAGAGCAAGCAUUGCAAGAGCACGGCAUCAAGUUUACCCGAAAGACUAUCGACGAGAACGGUGUGCUGAUUGAGCAGGUCUUCUUCCACGAUCCUGAUGGUUUCAUGAUCGAGAUCUGCACUUGCGAGAAUCUCCCCAUUCAGCCUCUAAUCACUACCCCUAGCAGUAUAUGCAAUCUCUCCCCUGCAUUGUCAGCCCGCUGAAUGUGGUAACCGAAUGCAACCUAUCUCUGCCAUCCUCUAAGGGAGGACUAGAUCAUAAGUCACCGCUUGACCUAUCACAUUUUCUCAUUGAGAGACGUUAUUAGCUUUCUGCCCAGUCUCGGUAGAAUAUUGGUUGGAAGCCUCGCAUCCAUCAGAGGAGAGAACUACUAGCUGGCUCAGUAUAAACAAUGGCUUUCGGAUUCCGUUUCGAAGUAACUUACUCCAUGUGUGCUCGAUGUUGUUGAUAACUGGUAUACCAUUUAAAUAACUUUCCGGAAUUUUCCUUCACAUUUGCA